Pectinophora gossypiella (pink bollworm) is the source of this 4051-nucleotide messenger RNA. RefSeq names its product glutamate receptor ionotropic, kainate 2-like. The record is from RefSeq and is a predicted model, not a curated record. The transcript has 16 exons. Gene Ontology annotation, biological process: modulation of chemical synaptic transmission; synaptic transmission, glutamatergic. Lineage: Eukaryota; Metazoa; Arthropoda; Insecta; Lepidoptera; Gelechiidae. Gene Ontology annotation, cellular component: plasma membrane; postsynaptic membrane. Gene Ontology annotation, molecular function: transmitter-gated monoatomic ion channel activity involved in regulation of postsynaptic membrane potential; glutamate-gated receptor activity. The coding region runs from base 336 to 3236 and encodes 966 amino acids.
GCUUCAGUGUAAUAAUAGCGGACGUGACAUUGUUGUUGAAAAUAAUCAUCGCGCAUAACAAACUUUUGUUUAUUUUGACCAAUAUUUCGAUGCAAAAGCUUAGUCUUUUAGAAAAUAUUACAACAACCAGUGUUGCGUCUAAAUUAAAAUACUACACUUAACAAUUCUGCUCCUGCUAUAUUUUGUCAACAUAAACUUAGUGAAUCAGAUAUCGUCCGCUCUAUCCAUUUCGAACUCUACCAGUGUUAAUUUUGGGCGGCGACUAAACAAACGCUUUAGUCCAAAGUGAUGCGUACCGCAGUGUAAAUGAACAUUAUGUUAUUGACUAGCAAAAUAUGAAUUAUAUCAAAAUGUGGUGUACUUUGUUUUUCUUGUUGUCUGUUUGUUUACAUAACACCAUAUCCCAGAUCCAAUAUUUAGACACUACGGAAGAGGUGUAUAAUAUUGCGGGUAUAUUUGAAACCAAUGCAAAGGUGCAGACUCUGGCAUUCAACGAGAGCACUCCACACGCUAACUUAGACAAUAGAAGACUCAACCCCUCUCUUAUAUAUCCUCCUAGAACUGAUAGCUACUCCAUCUGGAGAGAACUGUGCAAACAUGUUGAUAUAAGGCCUAUAGCACUAUUCGGGCCUCAAAGCGCAAUAGGUGACGGAGCAGUACGUCUUCAGUGUGCCAUUGCCCAAAUUCCACAUCUGCAAGCAACCUGGCAACCCUUUGACCCUGACGUUGAGCGUGAAGAAGAAGAAGAAGAACCAGAAGCUGAAGAACAACAACCAACUGAAGAAGAAACAAAUGAUGAAGAAAGUGAAAACGCUGAUAGCAAAGUUGAAGAGGAACUGCCAAUAUACAAAAAUAUAACAAUCAACUUUUAUCCCGAUUCUAAUGAAAUAUCGCUGGCGUACGCAAAACUGUUGAAAUAUUACGGAUGGACAAAUUUUGCUGCCCUAUAUGAAGAUGAUUUUGGUUUACUUCGUAUUCAAAAGAUUCUAGCGGAGCAUACAGACCAGUAUCCACUUUUUAUACGCAGAUUAGACCCUGAAGGUGAAAAUCACGAGGUUUUUAAGGAACUUAUGAGCUAUCAAGAGAGCCGUAUCAUUCUAGAUUGCCAUGUAGAUAGAAUCAUGAAGUACAUGAAUAUUGCAAAACAUUUAGGAAUGAUUGACUUUUAUCAGCACUUCAUCUUAGUAUCGUUGGAUGCGUCGGUCCACGCUGACAAACUUAUCCAGUUCCAGUCCAAUACAACUUGGCUGAGUCCCACAGAAUAUGAUAAAUUAAGCGACGCUCAACAUUUCCUAGCUUCAAGAGUCGGCGCGUGGAAACCCAAUGGAGGAUCACCUCCAGUUAGCAGCUUCCAGCUCGAAGCCUUACUGAUGGUAGACAUGGCAAACCAUGUCAUAGAAUCUGUAAGAGCAGUAGAACAACAAAAAGAACUGACUAAAUUGCCUGACCCUCGAUACCACGUGUGUGAUCCAGAAUUGACACCUUGGGAAUAUGGUGCUACUCUUCAGAAUGAAAUGUUAAAGAGACAAACAAGUGGGGUGACCGGUAAUAUCCAGUUCGACGGCACCGGUAAAAGGAUCAAUUACAACCUCUAUGUCAACGAGAUACAUAUGCUCAACCGAAAGACUAUCGGUCGGUGGGAAUCUGCCAAUGGAGAUCAGAUCAUAGUGGAGAGCAAUUACACGGAUUCUACUAGCAAUGACACAGCCAACAAGCAUUUUAUUGUGAUAUCUCGAAAAGCCAAACCUUACUUUUACGACAAGGAACCGUGUGUUGAAGAAAACGAAGAAAAAUGUGAGGAUGAUGGUGAAAAAUACGAAGGAUUUUCAGUAGACCUGGUGAAAGAAAUAUUCAAAUUAUUAAAUGACGAAUGGAAGCACAAAUAUACAUACGAGUUCUUCUUCGAAACAGACCUAAAGUACGGUUCGUAUGACCCCAAAACGAAGAAAUGGACCGGACUUAUUGGUCAACUACUUGACAAAAAAGCUGAUCUAGCGGUGUGCGAUUUAACUAUAUCGGAAGAGCGAAAAAAAGUAGUAGACUUUUCAGUACCAUUCAUGACGCUGGGUAUUAGUAUCCUUUACACACAGGAACACAAAGUACCACCUGAAUUGUUCUCUUUCUUAAACCCGUAUUCUUUUGACGUUUGGAUGCAUACAGCAACGGCCUACUGCGUCGUAUCUAUUGUCUUAUUCAUCUGCGCCAGAAUAUCACCAGCCGACUGGGAAAACCCACAGCCUUGUGAUAAAGAUCCUGAAGAGUUAGAAAACAUAUGGAACUUCAAGAACUGCACCUGGUUGACCAUGGGCUCCAUUAUGACCCAGGGGUGUGACAUCUUGCCCAAAGCCUUCGGCAGCCGCUGGGUGUGCAGUAUGUGGUGGUUCUUCGCCGUCAUCGUGUGUCAGACCUACAUCGCCCAGCUGUCAGCGUCCAUGACCUCUGCCAUGGAGAACGAACCCAUCAACAGCGUGGACGACCUGGCUAAUCAGAACAAAAUCCUCUACGGAGCUAUUGCUGGCGGGUCUACUUUGGAUUUCUUUAAGAAUUCCAACGACAAGAUCUAUCGCACUAUGUAUAAGAACAUGAUAUCCAACGAUGGUGUGCUGCUGGUACGAAGUAACGAUGAAGGUGAGAAGAGAGUCCUCGACGGUCACAACAAGUACGCUUUCUUCAUGGAAUCCACCACCAUCGAUUAUAAACUGAAGAGAAACUGUGAGCUGAAAAAAGUUGGCAACCUUUUGGAUUCCAAAGACUAUGGAAUCGCUAUGCCUGCUAACUCACCAUUUAGAAGUGAAAUCAACAGAGCGAUAUUGAGAUUAAAAGAGUUAACCAUUUUGGAUAAAAUAAAGGAUAAAUGGUGGAACGAGAAAUAUGAUGCAAAACCUUGUGAGGAACCAGUAGACCAAAAUGACGUGGAAGGUGACUUGGAAAUGGAGAAUUUAAUGGGAGCCUUCGUUGUCCUUAUCGUGGGACUGGUGUUCUGUUUGUUUGUCACCGCUGCUGAAUUCUUCGACGAAGUUCGCAACAUUGUUGUACGAGAACAGGUCACCCACAAGGAAGCAUUCAUCAAAGAGCUGAAGGCGUCGCUGAACUUCUUCCAGCUACAAAAGCCAAUCCUGCGCAAUCCGAGCAGAGCGGCCUCUAUCGCCUCGAUCAAGAGCCAAACCGAAGAGAGACAAGCAAGGCGUGCGCAAACUUUAGAAAAUUUCCUCGAUUUGGAGAAAAUAACACAAUGAAUCUGUCUCUCAUUUAUUCAUAAUUAUUUGAGUGUGUGACAGGAUUUGAUACGGCAAGCAUUUCUUUUAAAACGGAACUCCGGUGCGUUCGCUUUAUUUUCCCUCUUUGUCGAGCGAGUUUUGAUGUAUUAUGAAAUGAAAAUAAAUCACAACUGCAAUUAUUUUAUUUCAUUUAAAAUAUUUUUACUAUGUAGUGUCAUUAUAAUUGUAUUUUGAACUGUACAAACGCAACGUAGAGCCAGUCGCCGUAGCGAGAAUCGAUUUUCGGGGAGUCGCUGUCAAGGAUUGAUUCAUUAUAUUCAUUAUCUCCAUCCACGCAACAAAACACUAACAACUGUGUAAAGUUGCACAUCAGCUACUUUUCGUCUACCUUGCUCUAUUGAACGUCACAUAGAUUUUGAGCUAUCCCAUGAUAAUUCUUACUUUGCUUAAUGCGAUACAUUUCUAAAGGAAGUGAACAUAAAACAUGUUAGAAUGAUUCACCCAGUAUAACAUUGACAUUAUGACCCGAGUAAAUUGUAUGUUAUAUAUAUCGAGAUCGACUUUGUUUUGACGGCGGCGGAUGAUAUACGUAAGAUAAUUUUAUUUUAAAUCACAGUACAUUUCUAUGACACCGUGCACACUAAGCUAAGUAGGUACUAGCUACUACGCUCAAAUUAAAUUGGGAUUUGUUAUUAUAAGCGGCCUUUGUUACUUAUAAUAAUUAUUACUUACAAUAGAGAGCAUAACAGUCAUAAUGUAUAGUACAAUCAAUUCAAUAAAAGUUGUUAUUAUUAGAUUAAAGAUUUGUUUAUUAAAUUGAACUGAGAAAAUUA